Messenger RNA from Mauremys mutica (yellowpond turtle), 4283 nucleotides. RefSeq names its product endo-beta-N-acetylglucosaminidase (gene ENGASE). The record is from RefSeq and is a predicted model, not a curated record. Gene Ontology annotation, biological process: protein deglycosylation. Gene Ontology annotation, cellular component: cytoplasm. The transcript has 14 exons. Gene Ontology annotation, molecular function: mannosyl-glycoprotein endo-beta-N-acetylglucosaminidase activity. The coding region runs from base 1255 to 3312 and encodes 685 amino acids. NCBI's taxonomy places the organism in Eukaryota, Metazoa, Chordata, Testudines, Geoemydidae.
GGAAUCUCAGGGUGGGAAGGGACCUCAGGAGGUAUCUAGUCCAGCCCCCUGCUCAAAGCAGGACCCAUCCCCAGACAGAUUUUUACCCCAGAUCCCUAAGUGGCCCCCUCAAGGAUUGAACUCACCACCCUGGGUUUAGCAGGCCGCUGCUCAAACCACUGAGCUGUCCCCCGAUUUCCUGCCUGCCGAGUGGCAUCUUGGUUUGGCUUUUGUCCCCCACUGCCCCCCAGCUUGAACAGUGUCCCUGGGCCCCUGACCCAGCAGCAGCCUCACUGCAGGGCCUGCUGUCCAGAGCACCCCUUCUUUUAGCUGGGGCGAUUGUCCCCUCCCCCACAGGGCAACCCCACCCCACCCCCACCUGGCAAUCGCCGAACACUGAGAAUAUCACCCGUCUGGGCGACUCAAAGCCGCCCGCGCCAUGCGCCGUGGUGGGCAGGCAGCUGCUGGAUUUUCAACAGUUUGAUCUGUUAUUGCUUAAUCUGCGGAAGUAGGAACUCUGCACCAUCUUUAGCUGGAUCCAGAAUCUUUUACCAUUUGCUAGCCUGGUGUAGUUUGAAAAAAAUGCAAAUUUUUAGACCCAUGUAACACCCCCCUCCCCCAGCAGAUUAAAUUAUUUCCCUGGCAAAUCCAUAAAAUAAUCCAGCCAGGCCAGUCAGAUAUCAGCUGGGUGGUAACCUCUCGCUGGCCUGGCUCAGCUGAGCACAUCUCCAGGCACAGGACUCCUGUGCAAGGAAUUUGCUGCAUCUUUCUCUCCCUCCUCCCGCUGGGUCCCGCUGCUAGUGCCCAGUUUGAAUUGGGAAGCAGGAGUUUGGCUGGUGCCAGCUCUCACCCAGUGUGCAGCCUCCUCUCACGUCCUACCCAUCCUGGUGUUCCCACUGCAUUCUCAUCACUCCUACCCUGCCCCAGCCGAGAGCCUCAGGCGCAAAUUCCACAGUGAUGGGGAACAGAGGUACCCGUGCUCACAGCACGUGUCUAGACAGGCCUGUGAGCAAGGGGCAUUAGUUGGGAGGCUGGGUUGUGUGUGUGGAUGUGGUGGGCAGGACUCCACCCCUAGCUCCUGUGGUGCUGGGAGGUCCUUUGCAGUCUCCCAGCCAUCCACAAGUUGCCUCGCCCCGACGCUGCUUGGCUGGCGAGAUCAGAGGAGGUAGCAGCCCAGCGUGCUCACUCCUGUUUCCAGCUGAGCAGGUGAUGUUAGAUGCAGAGCCCAGCAGGACUGUGCAUCAGCCGACAUAGGGCACCAGUUUCCUGCCUGCCAUGGAGAGCCAAGGACCCCCCAUCCUCCACGAGACAGUCAGCUAUGCCCCCCACCCCCUGCCAGCAAGGCAGUUUGAUCGGAACACCACGGAGCCGAUCAGCUUCUACCUGUCCAGCCUGGAGGAGCUGCUGGCAUGGAAACCCACCAGUGACGAUGACUUCAACGUUGCCACAAUGCCACUGGCUAACCGGGAACCUCCGGUCCACAGCAAAAGACCCCGCACGCUGGUGUGCCACGACAUGAAGAACGGGUACCUGGAGGACAGGUUCAUCCAGGGCUCGGCUUCGCGGGACCCCUACGUGUUCUACCACUGGCAGUACAUCGACAUCUUCGUGUACUUCAGCCACCACCCCGUGACCAUCCCCCCCGUCACCUGGACCAACGCUGCCCACCGGAACGGCGUCUCUGUGCUGGGGACGUUCAUCACGGAGUGGACGAGCGGGGGCCAGCUGUGUGAGGCGUUCCUGGCUGGGGAGGCAGCCGCGUACCACGCCGUGGCUGUGCAGCUGGGCCGCAUCGCCCAUUUCUACCGCUUUGACGGCUGGCUGGUCAACAUCGAGAACACCCUGAGUGAGGCAGCCGCACGGAACCUGCCCCUCUUCCUGCGUGACCUGCGGGAGCAGCUGCGUCAGGAUGUGCCCGGUGGGCUGGUGCUCUGGUACGACAGCGUCUUGCAGAGCGGGGAGCUGAAGUGGCAGAACGAGCUGAAUGAGAAGAACAGGGUGUUCUUUGACGCCUGCGAUGGCUUGUUCACGAACUACAACUGGAAGGAGGAGCACCUGGAGCGCAUGGGAGCGCAGGCCGGGGAGCGCCUGGCUGACGUCUACGUGGGCAUCGAUGUCUUUGCCCGCGGGGAGGUCGUAGGCGGUGGCUUUGAGACAGACAAGGCUCUGCGCCUGAUCCGCAAGCAUGGCUUUUCAGCUGCCAUCUUCGCCCCCGGCUGGGUCUAUGAGCACCUGGGGAAGGAGAACUUCCUGCAGAACGAGAACAGGUUCUGGGGUUUGCUGGCGGAGCUGCUGCCCACUCACAGCAUCAGCACUCUGCCCUUCAGCACCUGCUUCUGCCUGGGCAUGGGCACGGGGAGAUUCUCGGCUGGGCAGGAGGAAGAAGUCAGGCCCUGGUACAACCUGAGUGCCCAGGAGAUCCAGCCCCUCUUCACAGACCAGCAAGCGCCGGGAGGGGCAGGCAGCUGGCUGCGCACACGCUGCUCCCUGCAGGACGCCUGGAAUGGGGGCAGCUGCCUGCUGAUCGAGGGGAUCAUCCCGCCUGAGGCAGGCCACGUGGCUGUCCGCCUUUUCUCUUUCCAGCUGCCAGCUCCCCCCAAGCUCUUCCUGACUCUGCUGUACAAACUGGAGGAGAAGCUGCCCAAGGUGGCGGUCGCGCUGGAACUCACCACACGGGACUCUGGCUCCUGCCAUGUUGGCAACGUCACUGCCCUGCCGGGGCCGGUCACCCGACAUCAGCCUCAGCCCCUCCCCACCCUGCCCCCUCACCUCUCCGGGCGGCUCGGCGGCUGUGGACAGCAGAGCACGGCAGGUUGGAUGAGGCGGUGCUACCAACUGGAGCUGCGGGACUGCGCCCUGCACGAGCUGUCGCUGAUCCUGUCACGCCACCAGCCAGGCCUGCAAGGGAGGCGCUUCUCCUGCCGCCUUGGGGAGAUCCAGGUGCUGGAUGCUGACGGCCUGCACUCCUCGCUGCCCCCAGUGCCCAGCCCCCAGGCCUCCCAGGUGCGGUGGCACAAGGGCCCUGGCGCAGACCAGCUCUCCCUCAGCCUCACCUUGCACUGGUCCUACCCCCACAGCCAAGCCCGCUGCUUCCGGAUCCACUGCCAGGGCCGGGAGCUGCCCCAGCCAGCGCAGCUGCAGCUCCUCGGGGUGGCACAUGCCACCCUCUACCGCGUGGUGGGCUUGGCAGUGCCAGAGGCGCCCCCCAAGGAGUCCUGCCGUGUGGAGUUCUUCGUGGAGCCGGUUCUGAACACAGGGGUUGCCGUGGAUCGGUCCAGGUGGGGGCGGCUGGUUCUGGUCUAUUCCGACCCAGCCAGCACCAGCACCUAUUAAAUGUGACCUUUGGCACAGUGCCAGGGAUCUCAGCCUUCUAGCUGGGCAUUCCUGGGGGGCUGCGGGCAGGAUGGAGGGGCAGCGGCAGAGCUGGGGGGUGCUCUGGACAGGAAUAGCAGAGAUCAUGGGUAGUCCCGACCAGGCCAGGACCCUGGUUCCUCUCCAAUCUUGUCCCAUUGGAAUGGCACCUUCUGCCCCGCACAGCCUGGGGUGAGCCACGGGGGGGGGGGGCAGCAGAGUCCCCCGCUAGCCGCUGGGGAGCCCAGGGAGCUGGAGCUGCUGUGCAGCGAGGUGGGGCCCUGGGCGGGGCACUGUCCUGCACUGCUGCACUCACCUCCUGCUCCGUUAACACUGACUGCUCCUGGCACCUGCUGCUCAACCGUAGGGAUCCCUCUGUGGCCUGGCCCUGUGCUGCAGGCCUGGGCGCUCGCUGCGCGGCGGAGAGUGGGUGCUCGUCCCACUCUUCCUGUGUGGGGUAGGAGGAGGGAGACUGCCCCUCGGCUGGUCAGGUGGCUACCAGGGCAUGGCCCUGCAUGUAGAAAACACACAGCAGCCAGGGCUGCUGCCCCACCUUCCUGCUCCUUUGCACCCCCGGCCUGGUGGGUGUCCAGCGAGUCCUGGAAGAGCUCAGAGCCAGCAGUGGCUCUGGGUCCCUCAGCCCCCAAAGGCCCAGGCUGCCCCACACUUCAGUCCUCUGCGCGGCUGGACUCCAGGAAGGCCAGGGCCGAGCCUGCCGGGCAAGGCCUGCCCACAUUUUGGCACCUGAGGUGGAGCUCAUGCCCCUUCGCUUGGGCCAAAACUUUGAAAGGUCUCAAUUCUCCCUUCUUCCUGUUCUACUCCUCUCAUGGUGCUGCUCUGCUACCUACCCCAAGAAAGGAGAACUAGCAACUUAAAAUGGCUUCUUCCAAAAUUUUGAAGUAACACUUAACUUUCAAAUGCCUGAACAGCAAAUGUAACUUUUCUUGUCUGCA